AUGCUUGUAGCGGACGAAGAGUCAUCCAGCUCGACGAGUGGAGUAUCUCAGGGACUUCCCGGCUUUCGUGAACCGGGAACGUUCGACCCUUCGAAGGAAGAAUGGAACAUGUUUCAAGUGAAGUUCCUUAUUCGGGUAGGGAGAGUUUCCGACGACGCCGGCAAGAGAGAUCUCCUCAUUUCUUCGUUGAGCCCGGAAGUUUUCAAGCGCCUGUACAAUCUACUGCAACCCAAGGACGUUAUGGAAGUUUCUUCCAGUGACAUCAUGGCAAAGCUGUCGGAACAUUACACACCGAAGCGGUUCAAAGAAUUCGAGCGUUUCAAGCUUUUCUCGUCUCGACAGGAGGAAAGCGAGUCGGUAAAGGACUUUGUGGAGAGACUCUCAGCCAUUGUUGGCCGCUGCGAAUAUGAAGGCCAGAGGGACACCAGGGCUUGCUCGUUGUUGACAGCCUUCAUUGUUGGCUUACGGGAUCCAAGGGUGCGAGCAAGACUUGUCCUGGAAAAAGAGUUGACGUUGGAGUCAGCCAUUCGUUUGGCGGAGAGUUCGUUGGCGGCAGAAGCAGAGUCACGUCAGCUUCAUUCUGGAGUUCCUGUCCACAAGAUUGCGGGACAAGAGGCCGUCCGUCGCAGGUGUUUCCGCUGUGGGAAUACCAACCACGGACCCGAUGCAUGUAGAUUCAAGAAAGAAGAAUGCCACUCUUGUGGGAAGGCUGGUCAUAUAGCUAAGAUGUGUCAGAAUGGACGUGCAUCGAUGUCCACCGGUAAACACAAGCCCAAGCAAUCGAGCAGGGUCAAGCUAGUUACGGACAUGUUGCUGGCAGAUGAACAGGACGGACGAUAUCUGAUUUGCAACCUUUUGUGCAAGGAUAUCACACUGCAAGUGGAUACUGGUUCACGGGCCACGUUGCUGGAUGGCCGCACGUUUAUAAAGCUUGGGAAGCCGAAGCUAGAGACUUCGCCUUAUCGACUACGCGGUCUGAAUAAGGGCGAAAUUCCACUUCGUGGGAAACGGAAUUGGAUGUUUCGUUCGGAAACCGAACGCCAAGUUUACAGAGAGUGGAUUAGGCGACUGGAUAUCGACCUCAACAGGCUGUUUGUGGGGAGCGUCGGUAUUGCCAAGGAGUCACUAAAGGAGAUUUUGGGAAAAUUUUCAGCGCUCUUCCGCCCUGGCGUCGGAAGGUGCACGAAGUUGCUGGUCCAUCUUCAUGUACGUGAGGGGGCACAACCGAAGUUCUUCAAACCACGUCCUAUACCUUUUGCCACAAGACAGGCAGUACAGACAGAUUUCCAACGUCAGGUGAAUGGAGUGUUGCAAUCGGUGGAGGUAUCAGAUUGUGCGACACCAAUCGUGGUCGUGCCCAAACCAAACGGGGCCGUCCGUGUCUGCGGAGACUUUAGUGUCACGGUUAACCCGCAGCUGGCCAUUGCACAAUAUCCUAUUCCAAGGCCGGAAGAGCUCCUGGCGGUUCUCAACGGCGGUGAGAAAUUCCCGAGAAGAAAGAAGAGAGAGAGAAAGCCCGAUCUCUCAGAAGCAUACCUUCAAAUGGAACUCGACGAAUAA
This is a messenger RNA of Ornithodoros turicata, 1560 nucleotides long. RefSeq lists its product as uncharacterized. Gene Ontology annotation, molecular function: nucleic acid binding; zinc ion binding. The record is from RefSeq and is a predicted model, not a curated record. The coding region runs from base 1 to 1560 and encodes 519 amino acids. The transcript is spliced from 2 exons. Lineage: Eukaryota; Metazoa; Arthropoda; Arachnida; Ixodida; Argasidae.